GAACUUAGUGUCUGCUGUCACCAAGAACCUCUAUCUCUAUCCCCUCACGUGGAUCUGCAGCUCCCUCCCCCUCCCCUGAGAGUUCGCCUCCCCCAGUGCCCUAGUCCCUUGCCCUCCCCUGCCUAGUAUCCAGCAUCCCUUGGACAGACUACAUUGCUGUUGCCGUAGCCGUCCCCUGCAGCCGUUCACACAGCAGCCACCUCCUCAGGGCCAGCAAGAUGCAGUUUGAGAUGCACGACCACGUGAAAGGCAAAGCCAUGUCAUAUCCAGUGACUAGUCAGCCUCAGUGCGCCAACACCUGCUACCAGACACAGCUCAGCGAUUGGCACACGGGCCUCACCGACUGUUGCAACGACAUGCCCGUCUGUCUGUGCGGCACUUUCGCCCCGCUGUGCCUCGCCUGCCGCAUCUCCGACGACUUUGGGGAGUGCUGCUGUGCGCCCUACCUGCCCGGAGGUCUGCACUCUCUGCGCACCGGCAUGAGGGAGCGCUACCACAUCCAGGGCUCCGUCGGGCACGACUGGGCUGCCCUCACCUUUUGCCUGCCCUGCGCCCUCUGUCAGAUGGCGCGGGAACUGAAGAUUCGAGAGUAAAGACAGUCUUGGUCCUUGGUCCUUGGUCUUGCCUGGCCUCCCUGGGAGGCCACUCCUUGGAAAUCCUGUCCCACUGCCCCUGUCCCAUCGCCAAAAAAAUACACCCACAAUAAAAACCUGAAAACCAA
Messenger RNA from Mus caroli (Ryukyu mouse), 721 nucleotides. RefSeq names its product cornifelin (gene Cnfn). Lineage: Eukaryota; Metazoa; Chordata; Mammalia; Rodentia; Muridae. The record is from RefSeq and is a predicted model, not a curated record.